AUGGCGCCUUCAAAGUUGCCCUUGCGGGCUGAUGAAGAGCUCGGCAAGAAGGACGAUGAUCACCGAUUAUCCGACCAAACGCGCUUCCGUCUCCUUCAAAAGUCGAGGAUUCCUCGUCCCCGGCGUCUUAUAGUAGUUGUCAUUGCUCUUUUCCUUGUCUACGAAUUCUUCAAGCACAUGCCCACAGACUUAACUCCCGCGGCCGAACGAUACAAUCCGAAGAUCGCGGCGCUUAAACACCAGAGUCCCACAUCACCUCAAGGAUCAGUACAGUCGCCCACAGCGCCGAGGGUCCAGAUUCCACCAAAGGCGGAGAUUGACCGUAAUGGACAUGAGGAGCAAGUGUUAUAUGACGGGAAGAUUCGUUUCUACGAGUUGGCCCAAUCGCUCCCUCGCAAAACGCGUCCCGCAACGUUGGCUACUGAGGCAGUAUUGUUCGCCGCAGCAAGCCUUCGUAGUGUUUCGGAUAUGCUGCCCUUGGCAUGUGGAAUGGCAGCGAGGCAGCUGAAUCGCGUACAUUUUGUUUUGAUGGGGAAAGAGGAGGUUUCCAUUGAUGGCAUUAAACAAGUGAAUGGAAUUAGUGAUCCCGAAUGCCCAAUAACCUGGCAUGACGGUCGGCCGGACCGCGCACCCGAAUCCACCCAUGCCCGCCUGGAAAGGUCCGUGGCUGGAGGCUUUGAGGUUCUUCAGGCGUUCAUUGCCCCAGAGGUUAUAAUCACACAAAGCCAGGAAUGGGAAGAACCCUUUUUCUGGAAUGGUGUUGAAGCACAUAAAAAGGCGUCGAAUAUCCCUCAUAUUGCGCUUCCUGCUCCUUCCAUCAACCUCAUGUGGAUGGCGCAUAUUGAUAGCACCGCCCUUCAAGUCUGGAACAAUGUCCGCGUUGACAUGGUAGUCCAUGCAUCGGAAUCAUCCAGCUCCCUAAUUCGACUCAUUCGAUCAUUGGACGACGCCGAUUAUCUUGGCAGUGAACCCAGCUUGACUGUCGAGCUACCUCCCUGGGUCGACUUGGAUCUGUUGGACAGCUUGCAAAAUCUGCAAGGUUUAUCAAGAUUGGAAGGGCGUAUCACCCUCAGGCGACGUAUUCAACCCCACUACAUGGACCCGGUUGAGGCAUCCCUUCGCAUGGUGGAAAGCUUUUACCCUUUGAAUCCGAAGGUGUCCCACUUACUCCUGUUGUCUCCUCAGACGGAGCUCGCCCCAUCAUUCUAUCACUACCUCAAGUACAGUAUCCUGUUCUACAAGCAGUCUACUCGUGGACAGCGAGACGGGUCGAAGCUCUUGGGCAUUUCUAUAGACCUGCCAUCUUUGAAGCCCAGUUCCGAGAGCGAGGUAUUCACCCCUCCACUACCUCAGUCUUCAGAUCGGACUCAAGGGCCUGGGAAGCGAAGCGUCCCUUCUUUUCUUUGGCAAGCGCCUAACAGCAAUGCGGCACUUUACUUUGGAGACAAAUGGGCCGAGUUUCACUCUUUUCUUUCCAGCCGGUUGGCUAUCUCAGAGCCAGUUGCUACGAUUGCCUCGCAAGACAAGAUUAUCUCCACUCAGUAUCCAGCUUUUAUGGAAUAUCUACUGGAGAUGAUGAGAGCCAAGGGAUACUAUAUGGCCUAUCCCUCUUUUCCAGGACGUAUGGCCGCACCUCUGGCCACGAUACAUACCGACCUCUACCAUCCUCCAGAGGAAUUUGCGUACGGAUCAGACUCCAAGAACCCUGACAAUAUUGAAGCGCUGUCGGCUGAAAAGCCAGUUGACCGAGCGCAUACCAUCAUGCCUCUGCUCGACACAUUUGAACUAGGGCAUUCUCUCCUUGCGUCGAUGCCUAUGCUGUCGUAUGAUGCAGAGCAGUUAACAGAUGAAAUGCUUCAAGAGCGGACCGUGGACUAUGCAAAACACUUCCGGGUUCGAUACGGAGCCUGUUCUCAAGAUAGUACCUCUGUUGAUGAUCCCUCCGCACAUCUAUUCUGUCUCAAAGAUUGA
Molecule: messenger RNA, 1971 nt
Organism: Penicillium daleae
Lineage: Eukaryota; Fungi; Ascomycota; Eurotiomycetes; Eurotiales; Aspergillaceae
Exons: 3
Coding region: 1-1971 (656 amino acids)
Source: RefSeq, a predicted model, not a curated record